AUGUCUCGCGAAUUUCUGGACGCGUCCAUCCCGGAACUCGUUUCCAAGCUCUCCACCGAAGAGAAGGUCCUCCUCCUCUCUGCUCCCAACUGGUGGAACACCCAUGCCAUUCCUCGUUUGAACAUCCCUGGUAUUCGCAUGAGUGACGGCCCUAAUGGCGUCCGAGGCUCUUCUCACUUCGUAUCCACUCCGGCGCAAUGUAUUCCGUGUGCCACAUCCAUGGCCUCGACGUUUGACAUUGAUCUCCUUCACGAUGUUGGUGUCUUCCUCGCUGACGAAGCCAAAGUCAAGUCCUCUGUCAUAUUGCUCGCCCCUACCUGCAACAUCCAACGCAAUCCGCUCGGCGGUCGUGCGUUCGAGUCGUUCUCCGAGGACCCCCAUCUCUCAGGCACAAUGGCCGCUGCCUACGUUAACGGUCUCCAGUCGCGCGGUGUCGCCGCGACGAUAAAGCACUUCACAGGCAACGAUCAAGAACACGAACGAACUGCUGCGGACUCUGUCAUGUCUGACCGUGCUCUUCGCGAAAUCUACUUAUAUCCAAUAUCCUACCAACCGUGUUCCUCACGGAUAUAUCACUCAAGCUUCAUGCUUGCCCAGAAACUGGCAAAGCCAUGGGCAUUCAUGACCUCAUAUGGGAGGGUCAAGGGCGUCCACUGCUCCGAGAGCCCCUAUUUGCUCCAGGAGAUCCUGCGCAAAGACUGGGGCUUCGACGGCAUCGUCAUGAGCGACUGGUUCGGCACCUACUCCGUCGACCUCGCCAUCAACGCCGGCCUCGACCUCGAGAUGCCUGGCCCCCCGCGCUGGCGUACCCCGCUCCUCGUCAACCACACCCUCUCCUGCCAGAAGCUCACCACCUCCACGCUCGACGCCCGCGCGAGCGCGAUGCUCGCCUUCGUCCAGCGCCAGGCCGCGCGCAACCCCGACGUCGUCUUCGGCGACGGCGCGGAGCGCACACGCGACACCCCCGAGGGCCGCGCCUUCUGCCGCCGCCUCGCCGCCUCUGGCCUCGUCCUCCUCCGCAACGAGCGCGCCGUGCUCCCGCUCGCCCCGGCCACCGCGCCCAAGGUCGCGCUCAUCGGCCCGAACGUGAAGGACCGCGUGAUCUCGGGGGGCGGGUCCGCCGCGCUCAAGGCGAGCUACGUCGUCACCCCCUUCGCGGGCAUCACGGAGAACGCGCCGGAGGGGAUCGACUUCGCGUACGAGGUCGGCUGCUACUCGUUCAAGUACACCCCUACCUUGGAGGCGUGCCUCACUACGCCGUCUGGGGAGACCGGCUGGAUCUGCACUUUCUACAACGCGGACGGAAGCGGAGCCCCCAUCGGCGGCCCAGUCAAGGAGUAUGUCAUCCGGGACACCAAGAUCCGCCUGAACGACUUCCUGCCUGAAGGUCUGGGCGAGACAUGGAUGAUCAAACUCGUCGGCAAGCUCACGAUGGACAAGACGGCCGAGUAUGAUCUCGGGCUGACCGUCGCCGGUCGUGCAAAGCUCUACAUCGAUGGUAAGAUGCUCGUUGACAAUUGGACGAAGCAGCGUCCGGGAGAGUUCUAUUACGGCCAAGGCACCAUGGAAGAGCUCGGUGCCGUCUCUCUGGAGGCCGGAAAGCCCGUCGACAUCAUGGUCGAGUACACGAACACCAACCCGCCGGACGGCGAAGAGUCGGACCGUUCGCAGCCCGCUCUCAUGCGCGGAGUGCGCAUAGGCGGCUGCGAAAAGAUCGAGCGCGAGGCCGCCAUGGUCGCCGCCGAGAAGGCCGCCGCCGCCGCCGACGUCGCCGUCGUCGUCGUGGGACUCUCCCCCGACUGGGAGAGCGAGGGCUCCGACCGCCCGACGCUCGACAUGCCUGGCCCACAGAACGAGCUCAUCGCGCGCGUUGCGAAGGCGAACCCGAACACCGUCGUCGUCGUCCAAGCCGGCUCCGCGGUUGCAAUGCCCUGGGUCGGCAGCGUCGCCGGCAUCGUCCAGGCCUGGUACUCGGGCAACGAAGUCGGCAACGCCCUCGCCGACGUCCUCUUCGGGACCGUGAACCCGAGCGGCCGCCUCCCGCUCACCUUCCCCGCGCGCAUCCAGGACAUCCCCUCGUACCCCAACUUCCGCAGCGAGAACGGCGAGAUCCACUACCGCGAGGACCUCUUCGUCGGCUACAAGGGCUACCAGUCCAAGGGCGUCGCCCCGCUCUUCCCCUUCGGCCACGGCCUGUCCUACACGACCUUCGCGUUCGCCGACCUCGCGCUCUCCGCCGCGACGCUCCCCGGCGGCGCCGCGGACGCCUUCGUGCUCGAUGUCUCCGUCUCCGUCACGAACACGGGCGCGGUCCCCGGCGACGAGGUCGUCCAGGUGUACGUCGCGAUGCCCGACUUCGGGCUCACGACGCCGCGGCUGCAGCUGCGCGGGUUCGCCAAAGCGCGCGACGUCGCCCCUGGCCAGAGCCGGACGGUGUCGGUCAAGCUCGACAAGUAUGCGGUCUCGUGGUGGGACGUCAAGGGAGACCACUGGAAGGCGGUCCCGGGGACGUACCAGAUGCAUGUGGGCAAGAGCAGUGCGGACUUGGUGCUGUCGAAGACGUUCGUGCUGAAGAAAGGCUUCACCUGGAAGGGGUUGUAG
Messenger RNA from Epithele typhae, 2601 nucleotides. Its product is annotated as putative beta-glucosidase from glycoside hydrolase family GH3. Gene Ontology annotation, biological process: glucan catabolic process. Bases 1 to 2601 code for a protein of 866 amino acids. NCBI's taxonomy places the organism in Eukaryota, Fungi, Basidiomycota, Agaricomycetes, Polyporales, Epitheliaceae. Gene Ontology annotation, molecular function: beta-glucosidase activity. The transcript is spliced from 12 exons. The record is from RefSeq and is a predicted model, not a curated record.